Molecule: messenger RNA, 4568 nt
Organism: Salvelinus fontinalis (brook trout)
Lineage: Eukaryota; Metazoa; Chordata; Actinopteri; Salmoniformes; Salmonidae
Product: islet cell autoantigen 1-like protein
Exons: 18
Coding region: 271-1794 (507 amino acids)
Biological process (GO): regulation of transport
Cellular component (GO): Golgi apparatus
Molecular function (GO): protein domain specific binding
Source: RefSeq, a predicted model, not a curated record
GAGUGAGGUUGGGGUUAGUGUCCUUCGGACGUUUUUUAAAAGUAUUAUUUUCCUCCUCCAACUGGUUUGACCUGUGAUGUUGAGACGUCCCCACAGCGACAGGACAGAGUACAGACACUUUGCAUAUCCUGUUUCUGUGAGUCACUUGAGUUGGUUGGUGGCUAGUGCUGCUAACGUUAGCUAGCUGGAUACUCUGCUGGACAAAAUGACUUCUUGACAGCUUCAUUCAACGGCUGUGUGUUGACGGAACGGAACGGAGCUGAAGAUUAGAUGGACGGGUUUGCAGGUGACGUACUGAGCGGUGGCCGGGCGUUGCUAGGCGAGGACAGCUCGGUCGUGGCCCGCAUGCAGAAGACGUUUUGGAAGACGAAGCAGGUUCUGAUCAAGGCCACGGGGAAGAAGGAGGACGACUACGUGGUGGCUUCUGAUGCCGACCUCGACGCCAAGCUGGAGUUGUUCCACUCGGUCCAGACCACCUCCACUGAGCUGCUGAAGGUGAUUGAGAAAUACCAGCGGAGGAUCACACACCUGUCUCAGGAGGAGAAUGAGUUGGGGAUGUUUCUGAGGUUCCAGGCAGAACACGACCGCACCAAGGCUGGAAACAUGAUGGACGCAACCAGCAAGGCCCUGUGUGCCUCGGCCAAGCAGAGGCUGGUCCUGCGCCCGUCCUUACACCGGAUGGAGCAGGAGGUGGAGACGUUUCGGCGGCGUGCGAUCGCUGACACGCUCCUGACCGUGACCCGGAUGGAGAAAUCCAGGACGGAAUACCGUGGAGCGCUGCUCUGGAUGAAGGAUGUCUCUCAGGAACUCGACCCGGACACCUGUAAACAUCUGGACAAGUUCCGCAAGGUGCAGUCCCAGGUCAGAGGUUCGAAGGAUCUGUUUGAGAAGCUGAAGAACGAUGUGUGUCAGAAGAUUGACAUGCUGGGAGCCUCCCGUUGUAACAUGCUGUCUCACUCCCUCUGCACAUACCAGAUCACCCUCCUCCAGUUCUGGGAGAGGACAGCCGAUGUGAUGAGUGGGAUUCAUGAGUCUUUUAAAGGCCUUGUCCCCUACCAGUUCACCACUCUCAAGGACCUCCGGGACCCUCUGGAGCAGCUGACAGAUUUAGAGAACCAGGACCAGAACAAAGAGAAGGCCAUACAGAGUAACAGUCUGGUCUCCCUGGAUGAAGAGAAGCCAUCAGAAUCAGCCUUUGGCCCCUUCCAUGCUGUUGAUGGACACAGCCUCACCAGCUCUCUGUGUGCUAGUCUGGACUCUGGCGGGGACCUCUCUGGAAGCGCUCUACUGCAGCAGGGGCUCAGGGUGGGGGACAAGGAGGAGGAGGACAGGGAGACUGGGGACAUGGCCUUUCUGAAGGACCUCCUGAGCCCUGGACCAAUGGAAGCAGACGAGUUCAGUCGAGAGUGGCAAGGCACCUUCGGCUGCUUGGAGUUCUCUGACGCUGUCCCCCACACAGCCCCCACCCCCUCCCUGGUCCCUCCUCCCCCUACUGAAGCAGCCUGCCCCCCCUCUCAGUCCCCCAGUCCCACCGGCUUCCUGCCCUCCCAGCUGCUGGACCACAGUCUGAGUUCUACAGGCUGGGCGACGCCUCCCAUGUUCCAGGCUCCGCCCCUACAGUCCCCAGUGUCCGGCCAGGUCCAGUCAGCUAAGGGUGGUCCAAAGUCAACAGCCAAUGUUCCUAAAGGGGCACCGCGGGACAUGUCUGCAUGGUUCAACCUGUUUGCUGAUCUGGACCCCCUCUCUAACCCUGACGCCAUCGGACGCUCUGAAGACGAGAUCCUCAAUGCCUGAGGGGGGGGGGGGGGUGUGUGUGUGUGUGUGUGUGUGUGUGUGUGUGUGUGUGUGUGUGUGUGUGUGUGUGUGUGUGUGUGUGUGUGUGUAGUUACUGUAUACUUUGUAACGUCUGUAAUAUUCUAUAUUGAUGAUAGAGGAGGGGGGAGGGGGGGGGGGUGUGUAGUUACUGUAUACUUUGUAAUGUCUGUAAUACUCUAUAUUGAUGAUAGAGGAGGAUUUGACUGAGAUGAAUGUCCUUUCUAUACAGGAUAUGUACUAUAGGGGGUUGGGCUUAACCUUAGCGAUAUAAUGUAGAACCUAACACCCGAUUGGUUGGCCCAACAACCUAACACCUGAUUGGUUGGCCCAACAACCUAACACCUGAUUGGUUGGCCCAACAACCUAACACCGGACCGGGCUCUACCAGUGACAUGGUCUAUAAUACUAAUUAUAAAGCGGGUAGUUUGGGUCCUGAAUUCUGAUUGGCUGAAACAGCAUUCCAGUCGUGUGUAUUAUCAGACGCUAUACCACAGGUAUGACACGACUCCUAGUUGACCUGCUGUUUAUGUGGGUGAGCAGUUUAGAAUAGCAGUAAGGCCUUCUGGGUUGGUGGUAUAGGACCAGUUUAGAAUAGCAGUAAGGCCUUCUGGGUUGGUGGUAUAGGACCAGUUUAGAAUAGCAGUAAGGCCUUCUGGGUUGGUGGUAUAGGACCAGUUUAGAAUAGCAGUAAGGCCCUUCUGGUGCUAUAUGACCAGUUUAGAAUAGCAGUAAGGCCUUCUGGGUUGGUGGUAUAUGACCAGUUUAGAAUAGCAGUAAGGCCUUCUGGGUUGGUGGUAUAGGACCAGUUUAGAAUAGCAGUAAGGCCCUUCUGGGUUGGUGGUAUAUGACCAGUAUAGAAUAGCAGUAAGGCCCUUCUGGGUUGGUGCUAUAGGACCAGUUUAGAAUAGCAGUAAGGCCCUUCUGGGUUGGUGGUAUAGGACCAGUUUAGAAUAGCAGUAAGGCCCUUCUGGGUUGGUGGUAUAGGACCAGUUUAGAAUAGCAGUAAGGCCCUUCUGGGUUGGUGGUAUAUGACCAGUAUAGAAUAGCAGUAAGGCCUUCUGGGUUGGUGGUAUAUGACCAGUUUAGAAUAGCAGUAAGGUCCUUCUGGGUUGGUGGUAUAGGACCAGUUUAGAAUAGCAGUAAGGCCUUCUGGGUUGGUGGUAUAUGACCAGUUUAGAAUAGCAGUAAGGCCUUCUGGGUUGGUGGUAUAUGACCAGUAUAGAAUAGCAGUAAGGCCCUUCUGGGUUGGUGCUAUAUGACCAGUUUAGAAUAGCAGUAAGGCCCUUCUGGGUUGGUGGUAUAGGACCAGUAUAGAAUAGCAGUAAGGCCCUUCUGUUGGUAUAGGACCAGUUUAGAAUAGCAGUAAGGCCCUUCUGGGUUGGUGGUAUAGGACCAGUUUAGAAUAGCAGUAAGGCCUUCUGGGUUGGUGGUAUAGGACCAGUUUAGAAUAGCAGUAAGGCCCUUCUGGGUUGGUGGUAUAGGACCAGUUUAGAAUAGCAGUAAGGCCCUUCUGGGUUGGUGCUAUAGGACCAGUUUAGAAUAGCAGUAAGGUCCUUCUGGGUUGGUGGUAUAUGACCAGUUUAGAAUAGCAGUAAGGCCUUCUGGGUUGGUGGUAUAGGACCAGUUUAGAAUAGCAGUAAGGCCCUUCUGGGUUGGUGGUAUAUGACCAGUUUAGAAUAGCAGUAAGGCCUUCUGGGUUGGUGGUAUAGGACCAGUUUAGAAUAGCAGUAAGGUCCUUCUGGGUUGGUGGUAUAUGACCAGUUUAGAAUAGCAGUAAGGCCUUCUGGGUUGGUGGUAUAGGACCAGUUUAGAAUAGCAGUAAGGCCUUCUGGGUUGGUGGUAUAUGACCAGUUUAGAAUAGCAGUAAGGCCUUCUGGCUUGGUGGUAUAUGACCAGUAUAGAAUAGCAGUAAGGCCUUCUGGGUUGGUGGUAUAUGACCAGUAUAGAAUAGCAGUAAGGCCCUUCUGGGUUGGUGCUAUAGGACCAGUAUACCACUGCUACGGGCUGUAUCGUCGUACAGCCCCUUCAGCAGGUAGGAUUUAUACUGUACUGUACUGCUAAUACUACCAUACAGCCCCUUCAGCAGGUAGGAUUUAUACUGUACUGUACUGCUAAUACUACCAUACAGCCCCUUCAGCAGGUAGGAUUUAUACUGUACUGUACUACUGUACUGCUAAUACUACCAUACAGCCCCUUCAGCAGGUAGGAUUUAUACUGUACUGUACUGCUAAUACUACCAUACAGCCCCUUCAGCAGGUAGGAUUUAUACUGUACUGUACUGCUAAUACUACCAUACAGCCCCUUUAGCAGGUAGGAUUUAUACUGUACUGUACUACUAAUACUACCAUACAGCCCCUUCAGCAGGUAGGAUUUAUACUGUACUGUACUGUACUGCUAAUACUACCAUACAGCCCCUUCAGCAGGUAGGAUUUAUACUGUACUGUACUGCUAAUACUACCAUACAGCCCCUUUAGCAGGUAGGAUUUAUACUGUACUGUACUGUACUGCUAAUACUACCAUACAGCCCCUUCAGCAGGUAGGAUUUAUACUGUACUGUACUGCUAAUACUACCAUACAGCCCCUUCAGCAGGUAGGAUUUAUACUGUACUGUACUACUAAUACUACCAUACAGCCCCUUCAGCAGGUAGGAUUUAUACUGUACUGUACUGUACUGCUAAUACUACCAUACAGCCCCUUCAGCAGGUAGGAUUUAUACUGUACUGUACUGCUAAUACUACCAUACAGCCCCUUCA